AUGACCAAAGGUUGUUACACCUGCCGUCGCCGCCGCAUUAUCUGCGACAAUGGCCUCCCCACUUGUCGGAAAUGUCGGGAUGCGGGGAAAGAGUGCCUGGGAUAUCGUAAACCUCUUGUCUGGGUCAAGGGUGGUGUUGCUAGUCGAGGAAAGAUGAUGGGACGCAGUUUUGACGAUGUCAUGGGUGCUGCAACAGCUCAAAAGACUGAUAUCCACGAUGCGAAUACCACGCUCGCCGACGGUGCGAUGCCACCGCCCACCACGGAAGCUCAUGCUCCAAUUGAAUCGGACAGACUUGCGGCAUGUAGGGCGGAUGAAACGUCAACUGCGUCAGAUGUUGAGUCUAUCAGCGAGGCUGUAAUAAGCACCGCUGGCGGCUUGGUCUCCACACAUUGUACUACUCCUGCCGCUAUCUAUAUCCCGACGCCUUGGGGACUGGUGGACCCUGUGUUGAAAGACCUCAGCCCGCUGUCAAGGUUCUACAUCCUUCACUUCAACCAGCAUCUAGUGAGCUAUCUUGCGUUGUAUUCCGAUGUCCGAAAUCCGUACCGUGAUUUGACCUUCUUGGUUGGCGAUUCCCCUGUCCUCGCCCAUGCUCUCGCUGCCACAGGGGCACUACACCAUGCAAUCUUGACAAACCUUGAGUUCUCGUUGCCCUGGUCCACAGACGGUGCGGGAGAUGGCGGCACGGCACUCUCUUCGGAAGAGGUGGAGCGAGCUGUGAUCAGCUCCAUGGCCAGGCGUCCAUCUUCCAAGGACUACGAGCACUUUCUUGGCUUCAAGCAACGCGCUCUUCGUCAGCUUUCGCUUGACAUUUGUGAUCCAGUCAUGCGUAACGACAACCGGACCUUGGCAGCAAUUAUGGUUCUCGCUCUCAUGGACGCCAUUGAAUCAGGAGACGGUGCUUGGAAGUAUCAUUUGGAAGGGGCGAAGAAAUUACUCAAGAGCCGGCAACAAUCAAAGUCUCCGGUUCCGGCGCAGGGCAUGAUGAACUGGCUGGACACCUUUGCCAUUGAUGGUUGUCUGCUAAUUCAGCUAAUGGGAUCCACCCUUGCGCGUCCCGGCUCUCUCACACAGCCUUUCUAUUCCUCCACUAUGGGCCCAGCGGUUCUAAAGCGUCUAGAAGAGACCUCCUGGGUCGGUUGCCCGGCCUAUCUGCUCGAAGUCAUCUUUUUCGUCGAGGCUGGACAUUUUGUGGCGCCUGACAAGGAUCCUAUCUUGCAACACACAACGUCGUUUUCCUCAGUCUUCCUGCCCGACGACUCCAAGCCGCUCCAAUCUCCUGAGGCCCUCCUCGAACACAUACAAGCCCUUGACCCAGUUGCGUGGGCCGAAUCAAUGCAGUCUUGUCUCUACCUCGAGGAUCUAUCGAUGCGCAUCGCCCUCGCCACCAUAUACAAGGCCGCCGUCUAUCUUUACGCCAGCCGCGUCCUCUCCCGCCCACGGUCAGAACGUAAUUCAAUGAUUACCACCUCGUUCAGUCUUCCUCCAGAUCAUGGCGCAGUAACCAACAUCCUCAUCCACCAGAUUGCACUCAUCCCGGUCGCCGAUCCACACUUCAAGUGCCUUAUCUGGCCCACGUUUAUCGCGGGCGCUGAAUGCCGCGAUCCCGCGCACCGCCCCUUCCUUCUCGAGAAACUCCGCGCUCUUUACUACGACAUAACGAGCGUUAACGUCCGCAACGCAGCGUGGGUGCUCAGCCUGAUGUGGCGCAAACGCGAUCAACGGCGCGAGGAGCGGAACAGGCGACGUGCAGAACAGGACGAGCUCUUCGACAAGUCGCCCCGCUCGCCUUUGACGACUGACUAUGACGACGAUGAUUUUGAUUGGAUACAGGAACUUGAUGAUUCACGAAUCGAUUGGCUGUUUAUAUGA
Messenger RNA from Aspergillus viridinutans, 1875 nucleotides. Its product is annotated as Zn(II)2Cys6 transcription factor. The record is from RefSeq and is a predicted model, not a curated record. Bases 1 to 1875 code for a protein of 624 amino acids. Gene Ontology annotation, biological process: regulation of DNA-templated transcription. The transcript is spliced from 3 exons. Lineage: Eukaryota; Fungi; Ascomycota; Eurotiomycetes; Eurotiales; Aspergillaceae. Gene Ontology annotation, molecular function: zinc ion binding; DNA-binding transcription factor activity, RNA polymerase II-specific.